Molecule: messenger RNA, 1250 nt
Organism: Pelodiscus sinensis (Chinese soft-shelled turtle)
Lineage: Eukaryota; Metazoa; Chordata; Testudines; Trionychidae
Source: RefSeq, a predicted model, not a curated record
UAACAUAUGCAGACCUGGAAUUUAAUAAAUGCUAUGCACUGGAAAAUAUCCCAAAGCCUGCUGCUCCUGAGGAAAAAGAUUAAAUUCUAAUUCCCACCUGACUGGGCUUAUAGUUUUUUUCAUCUUUGUGAAGCUGGCCCUGUUGAAGUGCUUAGUGUGAUAAAGCACCAAACACAAGGAUAUAUGUAUUACUGGUCUGGAGCGGAAUCUGCUGUUUUUACCAGGACUCCCCCCUUCAUGUCCCACGUGGCGUUUGGCUGCCCUGACUUUCCUCACACUAUGCUUGGCAUUGCUGGUAGGGCUGUUAAUCCUGGGAAUCAUGUUUUUUCAGGUUUCCAGUGACUUCCAGCAGCAGAUUAGGAACCUCAUGAAGAAACAGGAAACUCUGCAUACAAAUUUCUCAACAAGGUUGCAAGACAUGAAAGAUAAUUUGUGUCUUAAAGGGGAGGAAAAGAAUAAGAAUAAUGGUCCCAGUUGUAUACUCUGUCCUGUUAACUGGCAAUGGAUGGGAGGUGACACCUGCUUCUACAUUUCAAUGCAGAAGAAGUCCUGGGAAGAGAGCCGGCAGUUCUGUUCCUUACAGAAUUCCACCCUUCUCAUGCUAAAAGACAGGGAGAAACUGAACCACGUCCCUCCAAGAGAUAAGUCUCAAUAUUACUGGAUUGGUCUGCAUAAAUCUGAGAGUGCCGGCUGGCUGUGGGAGGAUGGCUCAGAUCUUUUGACAGAGAAAGCAGAUUGGAUUGGCUCGUAUCAAUUUUAUAGAUGUGGCUACCUGCAUGGACUGAUGAUUAGUAACCAUGACUACUGCACAAUGAAGCACUUCUGGAUCUGUGAGAAAGCAGUUUUCAAACUAAGCACAUGAGAGAGAGAGAGAACUUGAGAGGUGCCAGUACCCACAUGCAUUCUUCUGGAUUUGCAGGGUUCUCCAUGGAGGGCUCUGCUCUCUGAAAUGUACUGUCUCACUCAUCUAACCAAGGGUUGCCCUGCAUAUGUGUUGCAUUUGUGUCACUGGGCCAGAGCGGGCUGAUGUGGCAUUUUGUUGUCAAAAAUUGUGAUGGGUCUUAGAUGCAGAUUUUUAGUUCAGUUGCAUUUUGAACACGUUGUAUUGUACUCUUUUAAAAUGUACAUGCUGAGGUAUUGUAUAUUACUGCACAGGGAUAAAAUAUUGCAGGGGCCUUUCCUGUACUGUACAGGCACUUUGAUCUUUGGUGAGGUGUCAUUUAAAAAAUUGAAUAAAAAUAGUAUCUGUU